Messenger RNA from Didymella exigua CBS 183.55, 653 nucleotides. RefSeq lists its product as uncharacterized. The record is from RefSeq and is a predicted model, not a curated record. Lineage: Eukaryota; Fungi; Ascomycota; Dothideomycetes; Pleosporales; Didymellaceae. Gene Ontology annotation, molecular function: protein binding. The transcript has a single exon. The annotation marks the transcript as partial.
GAGCCCUCGGCUUCUGGCACAACAACAUCUGCAUUUGGAACAGCCGCCAGAGUGGCUUCGGUUUUGUAUGCGAGGAAGUCUAUCCCAGAAGGUACGCAUUUCGAUGAGUACACAGGUCUGAUCGCUCCUUUCUUUGGCGACUAAAACGACGACCUGGCUAGCUACAACAUGGCGAUCAAUGCUGGCCCACGUGUUCCUGACAUUCCAUUACCGCAGCUCACAUGUCGGCUUCACGCAACCAGGAGAGGGCCUGUCUUCCGUCCCACGAACCAUUCAUGCGAACCCAAUACCAAAGCCGUGCAGAUGCGUUACGGAAUGCAUCAUCGCAUCGUUGUCAUAGUGGCAACAGAGGAUUCAGAGCCCGGUGAUCAGAUCACCUUGUUCUAUAACAAAACAUGGUUCAAUGAUGAGAACCCGUGUCGGUGUCGUAAGGAUACUUGUAAAUAGGAGCGAAGAAGGAAAAGGGAUGCCGCAAAGGCCGCGGCGGUUGAAUUGGACACAGAUCGCACUAAGCGUAACGAGGUAGGAGCAAAGCCACCUCUAAAGCACAACCAUCGCUGAAGCUCCAUGGAACUCUUAUCGACAGACUGCAUAUCAGGCACACUGUAAGUUCAGUAGACUAUGAUAAGUUAGAUGGGGACAAUGGGAGUGAG